This is a messenger RNA of Styela clava, 4267 nucleotides long. The record is from RefSeq and is a predicted model, not a curated record. NCBI's taxonomy places the organism in Eukaryota, Metazoa, Chordata, Ascidiacea, Stolidobranchia, Styelidae.
GUAACAUCCAAACCAAUUCAGUAUUUCUCAUAAUUAACACUGGUCAUUCUCCUCAGCCUUUGGGUAACAUUCAGACAUUACAACAACCAUGGCGGGAAAAUAUUUCCUGCUGACAAGUCUGUUGGUAAUUUUUCUGUUUUUAUCAACCGAGGGACGAAAACGCAAACGCCAAAGCAUGAGAACAAUAAUGUUAUCCGACGACCCUCUGGCUUCAGUUACUGCAAUUUUGCCAAAAAGUGUGAUGGGACAAUGUACUUGCAAAUGUUGUGAACCAAAGCCCGCACCCUAUAUUGCGGAACCGUGCAUGAACGACAUUAUUGUUGCCGUCGACAGCAGUGCCUGUUUCAGAGAUCAUCACAGACGUAUGGUGGGAUUUCUGGAAAAUCUUGUAAAUCAAAUCCACAAAUUAGAAGGAGAUGGUGGAUUUGGAGAAGACAAGACAAGAUUGGGGAUUAUGCAGUUCAGCAGUGAGAUUAAACAUGCCGUAUCACUGAGUGAUUUUGAAAACUACCAAAAUCCUGAAACCAGUAGAAACCUCCGAAACGCCAUUCGUGACAAAAUUGUCAGACUAGAAUUUCUUGGAGAAGGAGCCUACCUUGAUAAAGCUCUCAACGAGACUGUCGGUGCAUUUGAGGGAAACCCAAGACCUGAUGAAGUCCUAAGGAAGAGAGGUGUUCCGAGAAAGGUAGUAAUUCUCCUCACCAAUGGAAAAAGUCACCCCAAUGUUAAAGACACAGAUAUACAAAAUUCGGUUUCGCUGAUGGAAAAGAAUGGUAUACUGGUAUAUCCUGUUUCAGUGACCAAGCGAUGCUAUGGCAUAAACGGACCUGAUUCUCUCGAUUGGCAAGAAGGUCUUUGCCCGGAUGUCAAUAUUCUCAAUAUGAUCGCACAAAUUCAGACAACAGAGGAUAGUGAAUUCGUAUCGAUGAGAUCACGUGAUGUUGUACAAUCGCUCGCGAAAGAGGCCACUGACUGCAAUUUUAAACCACCAGACGAUUUGAAAAGUCCCUGCAAUAACUGCACCUGCGAUUGCGAGCUUCCAGUUGGACCAGAAGGUGAAAAGGGAGACAAAGGAGAUAAAGGCGACAGCAUCAUAGGCGAACCUGGUAUACAAGGUGAAGUAGGACCUAAAGGUGACGUAGGUGAUAUCGGUGCAAAGGGCGAACAAGGCGAAAAGGGAGGAAAGGGAGAAUUCGGAGAUAAAGGAGAUACGGGAGAAGUUGGACCUAAAGGUGAUCAAGGAUUAGAGGGUAUUCAAGGACCCGAAGGAGAAGUUGGAGAAAAGGGAGAUACCGGAGAAAUAGGACCUAAGGGUGACUUGGGAGAUAAGGGAGAUUAUGGUGAUAAAGGUGAUGUUGGAGAAAAGGGUGACACUGGUGAAACGGGACCUGAAGGUUUAAAGGGAGAAUACGGUGACAAGGGCGAAACUGGAGAAAAGGGAGACAAAGGAGAAGAUGGAAUCGGAAUUGACGGUAUCGACGGAAGACCGGGAGACAAAGGAGAUAAGGGUGAUUUGGGAAACAAAGGAAUGAUUGGACCAAAGGGUAUGACUGGACCCCAAGGUCUUUGUGGAAAACCUGGUCCCGCUGGAAUUCCUGGCGAUCGGGGAUUACCUGGACUUGAUGGUGCUGAUGGAUCAGCUGGACCCCCCGGACUCCAAGGACCUCGUGGCGAAGCAGGAAUUCAAGGGCGAAAGGGAGAAGCUGGUCAACGCGGACUUGAUGGAGAUGCCGGACCGCUGGGUCCUCCAGGAAUUCCUGGACCUCGUGGACCACAGGGAGAACCUGGCGAAAGAGGAGCGGACGGUGCUGAAUCUGUUGUACCUGGACCAAGAGGACCAUCCGGUAUACAGGGGCAAAAGGGAGAAAGGGGUUCCGCCGGCGAAGACGGACUGAAUGGUUUGCAAGGACCUCCCGGUUCCCAAGGACCAAGAGGAAAUGUUGGACCCAAAGGUGAAGAAGGUGCUCUGAAUAUAGAAGAACUGAAACCGAUGAUUGUGGAUAUCAUCAGAGAUCUUCUGCCAGGAGAAUGCGCUGAACCACAUAAUAAGACAAUCGAUAUAGUAUGCACAGAAUAUCCAGUUGAUUUGGUAUUCCUCAUCGACGGAAGCGAUUCGAUUGACAGAGAUGACUUUGCCAAUGUACAGCAGUGGAUCCUCCAAACUGUUAAAAGUUUUGCCCCAAUGGACCGUGAGAGUCCUCUUCAAAUAGACGUGGUGCAGUUCUCCGAAGCCAGUCGCACAGAAGUGCAUUCUCUCAUCUAUGAAUCAUCCAACGAAAUCAAAGAUCGAGUCGAAUCCAUAGAACAAAUGAGAUCGGGAACAAAAACCUACAGAGGUCUUCGCUUCGUGAACAGUAAUGUAUCCCCCGGAAUCAGACCGGACUCAUACAAAAUCCUGAUCACCAUGACGGAUGGCGAUGCAAGUGAGGACCGUGACCAAUCCGCCAUUGACGAGGCAAGAGAAUUUUACAACAUCAUGCUGGCUGUCGGUGUAGGAGACAAGAUUCGAUUUGAAGAAUUGGAGGAUUUCGCUCACAUGACAAAAAACAGAGUUUUUACCGUCGAUGAUUUUGCUCGCUUGGAGAGUGUUGUCGAACAACUCGUGCUAGAGAGUUGUCGCGAAAUUGGAGAACAAAUAAGAGAAGAUGCUGCAAAGACCACUGAAGCCACGGACGAAGAUGAUGGGGAACCAACACCGCCACCCGAUGAGGAAUACUCUAGAUGCGGAGAUAGCCAAACAGAUAUCGCUUUUUUGGUUGAUGGAAGUUCGUCUGUCGGAGAUGAGGACUUUAACCUGCUACGUAAAUUCUUAUACGAUAUUGUCGGGAGUCUUGAAUACAUUGGACCUGAUGGAUUCCGUGUGUCAAUCAUACAAUACAACGAAAGUCCAAGAAUUGAAUUGAGAUUUGAGGAAUCUGUCAACCCAGCAGCAGUUUUGAGCACAAUUGAAAAUAUUCGUUAUAUAGAAGGAAACACACAGACUGGACAUGCCCUCAAUACGACGAGACAAAUAUUCAAUACAAUACGCGAAUCUGGAGAGAGGCGUAAAGCUAGCCAGGUCAUUGUCGUGAUCACUGAUGGAAGAAGCCAGGAUGAUGUUAUAAAACCAGCGGCCUCCCUCAAGAGAGACGGUGUUGCAAUUUUCGCGAUUGGUGUGACCGAUUCUUCAGAGUACGUCGAAUUGGCUGAGAUUGCCUCGCAACCUUUGGAUGACCACGUGUACAUUGUGGAUACGUACGCAGAAAUAGCAAAGAUUAAGGACAAUCUUCUUCAGAAAAUAUGUAAAGAUGUGAAAGGAAAAUUCAGAGUCAUCGGCGUCAAUGGAGAAACCAUCUACGAGGACGACACAGAUCUUGCUGAGGAAGAUCUUAUUGAAGCAGCGCCAGACGACGAAGAUAAUUAUUCACCAGAUUAUGGCUCUGGUAUAAACGGAGAAGUUUCUUUUGAACUGGUACCUUAAAGAUGAAAGAUUGAUUAAGCCUUCUACAUGCUUUUAAUUGCAACCACUUUGAACAAAUAUAUAUAUUUGUGUUUUAGAUUUCAUUCAAAUGUGUUACUUCAAUGAUUUUCACAUAGCCUAUGAUUCAGCAUAUUAUUUUUCGAAAGCUCAUUUGUCUACAACAAAAUGGCUUGUAACCUAGUACAGAAUAUUUCCGACUUUCAAUAUCUCACGCACGACGGCAUUCUAUAGUUCAGAUUUUUCCUGAUACUAACCUAGUACAUUAGUACUCGGUUGUUACCAGUCAUCCAUGUUUAUUUCCAUUAUUCCAUUAGUAUUUUACCUUCAAAUAUGCAUGCAUUAUUCACCACAUAUCCAUAUAGCAUUUAUUUUCAUGUUAAAAAAAUGACAGUUUACUUUGUAAACUAAUUAAGGAUAAUUGUAAUUGUAAGGAUAGUUAUUCAAGCAAAUUUAUGUAGUCAAAAAUACUGUGUGUACUAGAAUCUACCUAAUCUCUAAUUUAAUAUAGCACAAGAACGGCUCACAUAUAGCCUUUCAACUGAAUUUAAGUUUAAAUCUAAUUAAAAUCAUAAUUUCAAUUAGACACAGAGACUUCUAACUAAUCUUGAGUUUUUAAACCAGGGUAUAUAUUGCCGCUUAAUUGCUUUUGUAUUCAUUCGUGUCUGUAUAUUUUUCUAGCAUUUUCCUGCUCACUUUAUAACGCUCAUCUUCAAUUACCUACAUAGCAUUGACUCCCAGAGUCAUUUCAUUUAAAACUUCAUACACUUGUUUUGCUUAUAGCUCAGUUUUCAAAUACAUGGUAAGCAU